UAUAAAUACAAACAUCUACUGGUGGGUAAGUAAGAGAGAAAAGAGGGUCCCCUAUGAGCAGGGUUGUUGGGGUCAUAUUUCGCAAUACCACCUCAAAUUAGUACAAAUAUGUUGGUCUCAUACUUCUCCUCCUCAUUCAUGGCAUGCUUACAAAAAUAUGUACAAUAACAAAAAUAACUCCGCUGACCACCACAAGUUUGUUUCUUCAAUGACUAGUCCUAGAAUCUCCUUCUCUAAUGACUUCAUCGAUUCAUCUCAACAACAACAUCAUCAACAUAUGAUGAAGAAUGAUACAACGUCCUACUAUAGAGAUGCUCCUGUUUCCUCUGACUUUGAAUUCUCCGUCGCUAAUCAUUCUAUGAUUACUGGUGCUGACGAGCUUUUCUCUAAAGGUAGGCUUUUGCCUUUCAAAGAGAAGAAGAGUACUACUACUACUACUCUAAGAGAUGAACUCCUUAAUAAUGACGAAGAUGAUUUUACUUUGAGGAUACCCAAAAGUAGUAGUAGUAGUAGUAGUUCUACUAGGUGGAAAGGUUUACUUGGCCUCAAAAAAUCUCAUAUUGGGUCCAAGAAAAUCGACAAGAAAAAUGAAGAAAAGAGGUCUGAUGAUCUUGUUCAUGCCACCAACAAUUCCCAGCAGGAAGCAUACAAUGGCUCUGGUAGUGGAUCCAGUUGUAGGGAUAUGGAUUUUCGUUUUAAUUGAUAUUGUCUGCAAUGGCCAUAACAAAGAUUUUAGGAAAGGUAUUUGGGGAUGAAAAGGCUUCUGUUUUUUGGUUCAAUUUUGAGAGAAUCAUACAGAUUCUGAUUUAUAUGUGGUUACAAGCCUUGGAUUUUAAAGCUCAUCAUUUGUCCUAUGGUGUUCUUUCGUUUCAAUCAACUGUUAAAUAUGUACUAGUAUUACAAGUUGGGGGGAUUUUUAGAAGUUUGAGUUACAAGAUUCUCAUUGGCAAAUGAGAUUGUUGAAUCAUAAUUUUCAUCCCAAAAUUUCCAGAUGAAAAGACAGCUAUACUGCAUUGCGACUCCAUAAUGAUUGAUUGAGAAGGCGACCCCCACUGCCAUUUUCCCUUGUAGUAAAUUCUUGAUUCCAUUUUACUCAAUUCAAUAUGUUGACAUGCUAUUUAAUAAUUAAUACUUAGUGUAGACAAACUAUAGUAGUAGUAUUGUUCCUAAAUACUAAUACUAGUAUAGGACAUGACCAAUUGUUUCUUA
This is a messenger RNA of Nicotiana tabacum (common tobacco), 1209 nucleotides long. RefSeq lists its product as uncharacterized. The record is from RefSeq and is a predicted model, not a curated record. Lineage: Eukaryota; Viridiplantae; Streptophyta; Magnoliopsida; Solanales; Solanaceae.